CAGGUGCUUAAAACACUGCAGGUUCAAAUGCAGCGUCUUCAAGAUGAGAACAAGAGCAUCAAGGAGGAGAAUAAGACUUUGCGUGCCGAGAAGCCGAAACGAAAACGGUGCGUGGACACACAGCAUGAACUUAGCGUUCAUGAGGAUACUAUCACCAUCUAUGCCCGUAAGUAUGGCAUGAUGAUGGAGAUGUUUCCUAGUAGCGACCUUCUCAACAAGAAACUCCCGGAAGCUCCCACUCCAUUCGAUAGCCCCGACCGAUACAAGACUGCGGCAACGCAGGACUCUGCAUUCUUACACGAGCUUUAUCAUCAUUUUCCCAAAUCGUUGCACAAGAUAAUGGAAAGCUCGUAUUUCAGCGAUAUGGUACUGAAAUGUAUUCCUGAUGCUCACGCCAACGAAAUCAAGAAACUUCGUGGCGUUGCUGGUGAUAUUUUCAACCUUCCCUCAAAGUAUUUCACCAGCACCAGCUUCGAGAGAGCCACCAUUCCCGAAAUCCAACAGUUACUUGGCGUUUCGUCUGCUGCAAACCAGACAUACAAGACUUUCCCGCCAAUCUUGUUUCCAGGGUUGAAGGAAGAUACGUCGCUGAAGACAGUGUUCGGGAACUGGGAGCUACUAGCCCGGGUUCUCAAAGCUUCGUUGCGUGGUGUUACCUCGCUCCACCACAGGUCAAGUGGCGGCGGCGCGCAUACUAAUGCUCUCAAAUGGAGCGUUCAUCAAAUCACGCCAGGAGCGAUAGCAUGGGCGGCAGUUAUUGCGAUAUUUCUACUCUCGCCAGACACUGAGUUCUCGAGCUCGGGCCUAGGGAAGAAGUCAAACAUCAAUUACAAGACCUUGUUUUACAACUACAAGAAGGUUCUUGUUUCGAAAUGGACCACCAGGCGUGUCACCUUGAUCGUCGCCAACAUCAACAAUUAUGUCUUCGAGGCUGCGAAAGGACCUUCUGUUGACCCAUCAGCCGAACAAGAUCAUGCGAGUGCCAUCAAUCGUGCACUUGCGGCGCUGGAUAUGGACAGCAGCGAA
Messenger RNA from Suillus fuscotomentosus, 1026 nucleotides. RefSeq lists its product as uncharacterized. The record is from RefSeq and is a predicted model, not a curated record. The annotation marks the transcript as partial. The transcript is spliced from 4 exons. NCBI's taxonomy places the organism in Eukaryota, Fungi, Basidiomycota, Agaricomycetes, Boletales, Suillaceae.